UUAUUUUUAUAUCGGAAGCGAAAACAAAAGCAAACCUUGAGGUCACGUGAUAAGGUAAUUUGGACGAUGCAAAAUUAUCGAAAUCCACAAAAUGGGUAAGUUUCUUUAGAAAGUUCUUAAACCGACUUAAAAUAGAAAUGCAAAGUCAAUUUUUGUGUGAACUAAAGGACAGUCAUAUAAAAACCAAAGUACAUACUAUUUUUCUGUUGACUGUUGUUGAUAAAAUUUUAAAACUAGACACUUCUUGGAAAGGUAAAAAUGUUUGGUUGUGUUGUCGCGGGACGAUUGAUUCAAACAGACUUUCAGCAAGUAACUGAAAAUCAGUUUGUAUUGACUGUACUUGAACCAGAGAAGAUAAACCAUAUUGUCAUAUUUCUUCUUGGUACCAUGCCUUUUCCUGAUGGAUUGGGGGGAGCGGUUUAUUUUAGCUGGCCUGCACCUGAACCUGCCUGGCAACUUUUGGGUCACAUAUCAAAUGUCAAACCAAGUGCAAUAUUUAAGAUUUCACAGUUGCAUAAGGCAGCUGAUACCAAUCCAUUUGGAGCAAAUUUCAGUGCUACAAACUCGAUUCAAGAGGGUAUGGCAAUAAUAGGGAUAUCUGUGGAACCUCUGAAUGUUUUGGCUCAGCAAACUCCAGCUUUAAAUUCAACACCGUCCAUGCUAAACAAUCGAAUGGAGUUUAUAAUGAAAAUGUUGGAGAAUUUUGUCAAUUUUACAUUGUCCUUUGGUUUGCAACAAGCACAAAUGACACCAAAUCCAACUGAGACAUUUGUUCCCUUAAGUGUAGUAAAGAAGUGGUUUGAUAAUUUUCAAAGGAAAGUGAGCAAUGAUCCAGAUUUUUGGAAGAAAUGAUUCUCAAAAAAGACAACGCAUCUGAAUUGAAUGGAAAUUAUUCACGAAAGAAGAGAUAUUUUAUUUAUGUAAGAUUUUGAAGUUGAAACAAUUACAAUUACUGAAUAUUUUGACCUGAACGCAUCGAACUAAAUCUACUAACAGCCUGCUUACAAACGAGGAUUUUAAGAUAAUUCACUGGUUAUAUGUUUGAUGAACCGUUCCGCGCAUGAAAUCAGUGCUUUUAAUGCGCACGUGUGGCCCUGCCCCAUUAAAAAAUUUGGGUGUAAAUCAGUUGAAUGCGCAUGUGUACGCAGUUAUAAGAGCGAGGCAUGGGGAGAAGAAAUUUCUGUGGUUUAUAGCGUUCGAAUUUGUGCCUUUAUAAAAGUUGAAUUUGAUUAUAGAAUUUUAAAAAAAUUAAUUUUUGUGUAAACUGGUAAACGCGUUAAGAAUUUUCUGUAACAACAGUUUUGUGGUCGUCUGUGUGUGUAGGAGUCAAAGAAAGAAAGUAAGUUUUUGGGAUUUAUGACGAAGACUUGGCGCCACUGAUUUAUGCAUUAUAUAAAGCUUUGAUUUGCUUGCUGUAAUUAUUCAAAUAAGUUGGAAAUAAAAUGAGCUGGCAACUCGAUGUAGCAGCUGCUCACUCGCUAAAUAUA
This is a messenger RNA of Xenia sp. Carnegie-2017, 1487 nucleotides long. Its product is annotated as protein Hikeshi-like. The coding region runs from base 259 to 852 and encodes 197 amino acids. Gene Ontology annotation, molecular function: nuclear import signal receptor activity; Hsp70 protein binding. The transcript is spliced from 3 exons. Gene Ontology annotation, biological process: protein import into nucleus. The record is from RefSeq and is a predicted model, not a curated record. Gene Ontology annotation, cellular component: nucleus; cytosol. NCBI's taxonomy places the organism in Eukaryota, Metazoa, Cnidaria, Anthozoa, Malacalcyonacea, Xeniidae.